AUGUUCAAGUUUAAGAAUAAACUCAAGUUUGGAACAUCGAGUGAGAAACAUAAUCAUAACAAUAAUGGACAAGAUACAAACGGAUCUCCCUCUCUGUCAAAUACGACCAAUACAACAAGCCCAACAAGUUCAACAAAUCCAACUUCUCAAACAACAGUAUCAACGCAAAAUGCUACUCAACUGAUAAAGGAUGAAAACGAGACCGGAUCUCGACCAACAAUUUCGGUCAACACAUUAACAAACGAUGUUUCGAGAUUAUCCGUAAACGAUAAUAACACCAAGAGCCCACACACUCCUCAGGAUGCCAAGCAUAAUAUCUUUCUGCAACCAGCACAAACUGAGUCGAAUGUGCCAUCGAAUUUGUCUCAAUAUAAUGAGUCCCCAUCGUCUUCUCAGGCAACAUCAUUAGGCCAAAAUUCAGCAUCUACUAGCAACUUGGACAGGGAACUGUACAAUAACUAUAAUAGUAAUGGUAACGGAAACGGAAACGGAAACGGAAACGGAAACGGAAAUGGAAACGGAAACGGAAACGGAAGUGCCACUAAUGGACAUAGUCAUGGUCUUGCUCAAGCUCAAGCUCAAGCUCAAGCACAACAACUGGGUACAACCAAUUCCUCGUCUCCGGGAUUGCUCACUGUCAAAAUAUACGGUUCACAAAAUAUACAACUUCCGAUUUCUAUUAACAAUAAUAAACAAAUUCUACACGCUUUGGCGAUAAACUCAAAUAACGAGGUUGUGGGACAACAAUUGUUGAAAAACAUGGGUUUAUUGGAGAAAGACAAUGAGUUUGGCGAUUUCCUUCCUGGCUCCAUCGCCACAAAUUUCUUACCCUCGAUUAUUUCGAUUCCCAAUGCAGAGAAUUUGGUGAAAUCGUUGCUUUACUUGACUAUUGAAUUUGAUAACAAUGUAUUGGUCAUCGAGCCACAAAAGGGUACCGUUAGUCAAUCCACUUGGAACCAAGUCGUAUCCUUUGAUGUCACAAAUAAACUGAACCAAACGAAAAAUAAUCCAACUGGUUCACAGUUCCUCAACUUGAACUUAUUUAUUAGACUUCCAAACAUGUUGAUCCCGGAUGGAGAAAAGGAGAAAAACAAGCAUUUGUUUACAAAUUUUCAAGAACAACAACAACAACAACAGCAGCAGCAGCAGCACAGGCUGCCUCUGUCUAGGGUACCCAACUCGCCUGCGUCACAGUCUUCUUCAGCUUCAUCGAAUCAUCAGAAUAUUGGAGACUUGUUGGUUGGAACCAUUAAGCUCCCAUUGAACCCAAGAUCACACACUCAACAGGUUAGGCUAAUACAUCAUGAAUACCUCAAAUUUUCCAACUACAAUGCAAACUUGCAGGACUUGGCCUCUAAAGAUAUGGGUGAAAUCAUGCUCACUAUUGAGUUUAAACCAUUAACGAAAAAGCACCUUUCCAUUGAAGAUUUUGAUUUGCUAAAAGUUAUCGGCAAAGGCUCUUUUGGUAAAGUUAUGCAGGUGGUCAAGAAAGACACAAGACAGAUUUACGCUUUGAAAACAUUGAGAAAGCAACAUAUUGUUUCAAGGAUGGAGGUGACACAUACCUUGGCUGAAAGAACAGUGUUGGCGAGGAUAUCCAACCCCUUCAUUGUUCCCUUGAAGUUUUCAUUCCAGUCACCUGAAAAACUAUACUUGGUUUUGUCGUUUAUAAAUGGUGGAGAGUUGUUUUGGCACUUACAAAGAGAAGGCAAAUUCACCAUGGAUAGAUCUCGUUUUUACAUUGCCGAGCUCCUUACGGCGUUGGAAAGUUUGCAUGAACUCAAUGUCAUUUAUCGUGAUUUGAAACCCGAGAAUAUCUUGCUUGAUUACCAAGGACAUAUUGCACUUUGUGAUUUUGGAUUAUGUAAACUCAAUAUGAGCAAUGAUGAUAAAACCAAUACAUUUUGUGGUACGCCAGAGUAUCUUGCUCCUGAACUCUUGAUCAACCAGGGGUAUACUAGAAGCGUUGAUUGGUGGACUUUAGGGACUUUACUAUACGAGAUGCUCACUGGCCUUCCACCAUUUUAUGACUCUGAUGUACCAACGAUGUAUAAGAAAAUCCUUCAGAAUCCACUUCGGUUUCCACAGUUUUUAGAAGGUACUGAUGCACAAGACUUGUUGAUUAAGCUUUUGCAAAAAGACCCAUCAAAGAGACUUAAUGACGCGCAGGAAAUUAAGAAUCAUCCAUUUUUCAAGGAUAUUGAUUGGAACAAAUUGUUGAAUAAGAGUUACCUCCCACCAUUUAAACCAAAUGUGGAGAACUUGCUUGACACUUCUAAUUUUGACCAGGACUUUACCAAUGAAAAGCCACAAGAUAGCGUUGUAGAUGACUUUUUGACGGAGAGCGUCCAAAAGCAGUUUGGGGGUUGGACCUACAAUGGAGACAACAUUCUUUAG
Molecule: messenger RNA, 2397 nt
Organism: Lodderomyces elongisporus
Lineage: Eukaryota; Fungi; Ascomycota; Pichiomycetes; Serinales; Debaryomycetaceae
Gene: YPK2
Product: serine/threonine protein kinase
Exons: 1
Coding region: 1-2397 (798 amino acids)
Biological process (GO): protein phosphorylation
Cellular component (GO): nucleus; cytoplasm
Molecular function (GO): ATP binding; protein serine/threonine kinase activity
Source: RefSeq, a predicted model, not a curated record